This is a messenger RNA of Photinus pyralis (common eastern firefly), 1037 nucleotides long. RefSeq lists its product as uncharacterized. The record is from RefSeq and is a predicted model, not a curated record. The transcript is spliced from 3 exons. The coding region runs from base 549 to 857 and encodes 102 amino acids. Lineage: Eukaryota; Metazoa; Arthropoda; Insecta; Coleoptera; Lampyridae.
AAAGACCACGCGAAGAUGUAAUUGCGCAACGAAAAUCUUUUCUCAUUCUCGCUGCCCGCUCAAUUAUUUAUAACCGCCGUUUACAUUAGAAAAUGAAGCUUUCCGAGGAGCACCUAUGCUCCAUGAUUAAUUAAUGAGCUGGGUUAUGUAAUUGGAACAAAAUCUGAGAAUUAUUACGCACGUCGUCGCUUGCUCGCACAUGUGGCGGGCGCCAGAUUUUUCAGUCACCUACACACCCCCGCCGAAAAAAUUAUAAAUACACCGUUGCCGGAAAUAUUGUAGGGGAAAUUCUUGCUAAUCUUGAUACGAGACGCCGCCGCCGUCCGUCAAUCAUCACAAGGCAAACGUGUGAUUAAUUUCUCCGUUUGGAAUCUGAUUAAAUAUGUGCAAAGGCGCCCCUUUUCGCCACCCGUCUUUCUCUCGCGUUUUCGCAAACGCCGCGCGUAUAAAAGUUGAAAGCGGAGCGUGCUGCAUCAUUUUUCAACAAGUGAGCGGCGCGGUAACAGCGCGAUUUUUAAAAAACGGUGUACUUACGUCCGAUAGUAAUAAUGAAAAGUUUGUGCUUUAUUGGUGCGAUUUUCUUCAUCGCCGUCUAUCAACAAGUGGAAGCGAUUCCAUUUACAAGAUUAAAGAGGGUUUCCGAUCAGCGGCUGGCCGAACUGGAAACGUUAGUGGCGCUUAGCAAAAUGUCCGGGAAACUGGUGACGGUACCGCUCGGUUUGGGCAAAGUGGAUCCGAAACUUAUUGGCAGAAAGCGACGCUCGCAGUCCAGACUUCUCGACUCGCUCUUCAACCACUCCGCCGAAGAGGACGCGGGCGCGCUGGAGUACGAGGAAAACUAUCGCUAUCGAAAAUGAUGAAAGUGAUCUUAGCCCAAUUUUCUUCCGAAUCAGUAUUAUUUUUCCUUUAAAUGAAUUGAAGACUUAAAAAGCGGUUGUGUUCAUUGUUUUUUAAGGUAGCCUAAUUUAUUGUAUUUAUUUAUAAACAAUUUAGUAUUGCUAAGUAUUAUUUAUAAUAAAUCUCGAAGUUUCAUCAAU